This is a messenger RNA of Hyla sarda, 1479 nucleotides long. Its product is annotated as beta-1,3-galactosyltransferase 2-like. Gene Ontology annotation, molecular function: N-acetyl-beta-D-glucosaminide beta-(1,3)-galactosyltransferase activity. Gene Ontology annotation, cellular component: membrane. The transcript has 3 exons. The record is from RefSeq and is a predicted model, not a curated record. NCBI's taxonomy places the organism in Eukaryota, Metazoa, Chordata, Amphibia, Anura, Hylidae. The coding region runs from base 158 to 1366 and encodes 402 amino acids.
GAGAUUCCUUUCCACCACUUUGCACACCUGUUCCGCCCCACCCUCCGUAUUAGGCCCCACAGGCUUCAACGAAAACAACUAUUUUUGACUGUCAUGUCUGCCUGGGCCUACUCUUCCCUUGCACACCGGCUUAUCUGGCAUUGGCCCCAAUUGGCAGAUGAGCAGUCUGGCCCUGGUAGUAAUGGAGGACGACAGCGAGAGGCUGGAGGAGGAGGAGGCCAUGUUCUUACAGUCCUAUGGGUUCAUCAGAAAGUAUCUCAGAUGUUUUCAAAAGGCCAUUCAAAAUUCUCCUUUGUGCAUUUGGUAUCUCUUCAUAAGGAAGAAAACUAGACCUUUCCUAUUUUUCAGGAUACUCCUACUGGUAUUUUUCUUUUGUUUUGUGUUUUCUCAAUUGUUCACAUCUGGGAAUAAAGGCCAGAGAUUGUUUGCCCGGGCCUCGAAGAUACUGGCCAAUGAAGACCAAGAGAUCAUUGUAUUGAAUAGAACUUCUCCGGCCAGGUGGCACCCCCUGGUGACCCCAUACCCAUAUCCUUACAAGUUUUUAAUGAAUGCUCCAGAGAAGUGUCAGAGGAGGAACCCGUUCCUAGUUCUCCUGGUGACUGGCGAGUGUCAUGAUGUGAAAGCUAGAGAUACAAUCCGGAAGACUUGGGGGAACGAAGACAACUAUGGAGACGUUGUGGUCAUGAAGAUCUUUUUGGUUGGCAUCUCUCCCAUUCUGACUGAUGCCAUGCAGCAGCUUCUCAAAGAGGAAAAUGCCAUUUAUGGGGACAUUGUUCAGCAGGAUUUUCUGGAUACCUAUAGUAAUCUAACCCUAAAAACUUUAAUGGGAAUGGAGUGGGUAACAAAAUUCUGCCCGAAUGCCUCCUAUGUAAUGAAGGUGGACAAUGAUGUUUUUGUCAAUGUCCCCUAUCUGAUCCACCAACUUCUCCACCCAGAACGUCCACCUCUUACAAACUAUGUAACAGGGUUCAUAGUGGAAAAUAGCUCGCCUAACAGACACAACUAUAGUAAAUGGUACCUACCCGAAGAAAUCUACCCUUCAAAAAUAUUCCCGCCAUAUCUUUCCGGCCCCGGAUACGUACUCUCUGGUGACAUGGCCAAGAAGAUCUAUGAUGUGGCACAAGAGAUUUUAGUGUUCAGUAUAGAAGAUGCAUUUAUAGGGGUUUGCUUAUACAAAAUGAAAAUUACGAUAACGCCGCCUCCAAAAAAUGUUUUCCAUGGGCUGAGUAUAGCCUACGAUUACAAAGUCUUCAGUGGCCUGGUCAUGGUCCACCAUUAUAAGAAUGAAGAUUUGUUGAUCGUGUGGUCGCAGUUCUGGAAUGGGAGCUAUAGUGGUGAGGGAAUCAAGACCACCACUGUCCAUUAACCCUACUAGGGUCCCUACUGUCUAUGAGCCAGAGCGGAGGGCCACCAUAUACGAGUGGCUUCUACUUUGGCUUAUCUAGCCUAUCCUUGUACUUUACAGUCAGCAAGUUUACU